Molecule: messenger RNA, 1422 nt
Organism: Rhagoletis zephyria (snowberry fruit fly)
Lineage: Eukaryota; Metazoa; Arthropoda; Insecta; Diptera; Tephritidae
Source: RefSeq, a predicted model, not a curated record
AUGAUCAACGCCAACAGUUGCCAGUCGCUGGAAAGUGCCUCCAACAAAACCGUUUUUUCCGAGUACAAAAUUGACCAGAGCACCGUCUACUACUCAGGGCCAAAGCACAAGAUAUACAGUGCAAAGCGAACCACCGCUGAUCUGGGCAUGAGCAUCUCUGUUCGAGUGUACAACCGCUCCGAUCAGGAUCCAGUCAGCUCGUUGUACCUGAAAAUAAUCCGCCACCUGGGAAGGAAGCACCCCUAUGUGGUGUACUCACUGGACCUUUUCUACGACGCCGAGAAGGUGUACAUCUUUCAGGAGUACUGCACCGGUGGCAAUCUGCGCCAGUACCUGGAGAAAAACGGCACUACCAGCGAGUCAUUGGCGGUCGCUUGGGCAAAACACCUCCACCAGGCACUGGACUUUCUAGGUGACCAGGCAAUAGCCCAUCGCGACCUAGUUCCUGAGCACCUCGUGGUGGUGCCACUAGGCAGCGCCUACAAUCCCUACCUCAAACUGACCGGCUUCAAGAAGGCUGUCAUCUACUGGAACACCAACGAACACGACGUCCUCUACUGUCCCUGUCUGCCGGCGGAACAGCAACCGGCGGACGGUGGCGCCAGCAACUACCAGCCGCUGGAGGUGUACGGCAACGCCACCACCGAGCAGUUUGACCCCGUUCAGGCGGACAUUUGGUCGUACGGGGCGAACAUCUUCUUUAUGCUCACCAAAAAGUACCCUUUUAGCGGUGGUACUCCAGUUGAAGGGAUUGAGGAGGAGAUCAGGCGAAAUGUGGCGGCACUAUCUGCCAUCAGUGAACACGGGCGAGCCUUUCUCACCGCCCUGUUGCGCAUCAACGCCAACAACCGAAUGCCCUUUGACUUUGUGGAGAAGCAUCCCUGGUUGACAGGAAAACCGGCAGUAAGUAAUGCUUACUUUUUAUCAUCAUUUAAUAAAUCUUUUUUCUCGGGAAACUGUGUACAGCCGGCACCGGUGGUUCUACCGUCACAGUCACCUCCAGCAGCAUCAGCACCAGCAUCGCAAUCAGCACAGCCAAAGCCUGAACAGGCGGCUCUGAACGACCUGGUGCGAGAGCUAACCGCCUCGGUGAGCGCUCUUUCCCUUCGACAACCCUCACGAACCACUGAAGGUGGUGGGGCAGCUGAUGGGCAGCUGAGCGAGGAAGAGGGCAAAGAGCUGGCUGCCGUCAUUGAGACGCUUCGCGUGAAAGUGGUCCACCUGGUGCACAACCUGAAGACACUGAUUCCCAGUCUGCCUGAUGCAAAACGCAAUGAACUGUUGGAGGACGUCGCUCAGUUGGAAACCUACUCGCAGAGCAUCACCACUGAGCAGUUUGAAAAGUUUAGCGCAAUGAUGCUGGAGAUAAUGGCCAAGAUUGACAAACUGCUCGAUGAGGUGAAACCAUCCUGGGCUAAUUGA